AUGCCCUUUCUCAACAUUGUGAAAGCGCAGCAUGACAACAAGGCUUGGGAUUGGUUUCCAUGGAAGAAGGUGUUGAGCGAAAAGGUGGCUUCUGUGCUUGAAGAUAGGAAGCCUGCUCUCGGGCCCCUAGAAAUCUUAUGCGGGGCUAAUGUGGAGGAGCAGUUGGACCGUGAGUUUUCCAAUGCGCCUUUCCCUAUUUUGCAGUUGCUGACAGUGCGCGGGCAUGCAUAUGCUAUGGUUGGGAGCGGGCACUUAGGUAGCUGGACGCUUUACAACAACAGGUUCAUGAAGUUUUAUAUUCAGGAGCCAGGACCCCACUUGCGUUACUGCUCGGCCCAAGAAGCCGAAGAGGCAGACCAAGCCGCAAUGAGAGAAGUCUUUAACUUGUGCUUUGCAGGUGCGAGCAUUGAUGAUGCCUUGCAUUCAAUUGCUGUUGACAGGGAUAUGCUCAGGUCUCUCUUGAUGCCUCGUCCAAAGGUGGAUAAGCGUUUCAACAGAGAGCCAUUGGCGCGGAAGCGCCCAGCAGCACCUGCCACAGGUCCAUCAAAGCGCUUGCGCAAUGGAGAGUGUUUCAAGUGGCGCCUUGGUGAGUGCAAGUUGAAGAACUGCCGGUUCGCGCAUGCUUGUGCAGUGUGCGGAGCCACAGAUCACCAUGCCGAAAAUUGCAAAGAGGCAAGCGCAGACCAUCGGAAGAACCCGAAGACAAAGGAUGCGCUGCAAAUGGUCCAAGUACCAAGCGGUUCGCCACAGGGCCUGGAUGCUAGCGGAUUGUUGCGGCUGAAAGAUGGUGGUGGUAUACAUUCAACUGCUGACUGGUAUCUUCCCAAGGGCGUAGAUUUGCUUGCAGAACUGCGGAGCCAAUUUUUGGAUUUGGUGUGCGAGUGGCAGCUACUACCACGCUUGCGCUCUCAUGUGGCGCAAGCUAGCCGGGAGCCUUUGCUGAAUGAAGAUGAAGUGCAGUGUGUGAAGUAUCGCUUAGCAGACUUUCUGACGAGCAAACGCUUCCCGUGCAAGGUUGAGGUGCCGCCGGGUCAGCCACUAAUUUUGGAUCUGUGGCGUGCGCUUUUAUUGUUCUACGACGACAUUGAUAUGAAAUUGCCUUGCAUUUUACGUGAGGGCGUGCCCAGAGGCAUUUUGGCAGAUGUUCUACCUUCAGGGGUGUGGCGCGCAGUGGACAAACCUGAGCGCCCUGAAGGCGUCGAGCUCGAGAUCUUAGAGGAGCCAUGGGGCUCGGCGUUGGAAGAUCCAGACUGCUUAAUGCGACUAGUGCAAGCAGAUGUUGAAGCCGGGUUUGCUGACUGGAUUCCUGGCGGUGUGGAAGAGGCCCGGCGCAUCUUUGGGGCAAAUUGUGCGGCUGGCAAGCUGGGCUUAGUCAAGAAAGCAGGCUCGGAGCCCAGGUUCCAGGCCGAUGAUGUAUCCUCGGCAGAGCCGCGCCCCAAAUACCGGAGGAGUUUCUCUGCUGAACAGGUUGAUUCUGCCCGUGCCCUGGAAAAUUCUGAUAGGCGCAAGUGGGCGCGGGAAUGGGCCCGCUGCGCCCUUCAAGUGGCUGAGAAGAGCAGUUGGUUACAGUUGGUUGAAGGAGGCCGCGAGGUGUCCUCAGAAAACAUCAUCCGCACUUUCUUGGAUCGAGUAGCAGCACCCUCGCUGGCACAUUUAUUUGCGUUUCUUGACAGCCUGGCGGUUGGUACCUUUUUGGACCGUGGCCGUGGACGCCGGGCCUCCGCUGUAGCAACGCUGGCUGCGCUACAGUUUGGUGCCUGGAAGCUGGGACUCUCGGUGCUGGAAAACUUGCUGGCUUCUUCUCCAGUGAAAGCUUGGAAAAGGGGAACGGACUGGCACAAAUCACUUUGCAGGGAAGCUGUUCCAUUGCCUGUUGCUGUAGUCAAGAAGUUAGAGGAAGCUGCCAGUCAAGGUGCGGAAGAUAGCCUUUUUCUUUGCAGUAUGCUGCUAAUGUGCUGGUGUGGCUUGCGGUGGUCCGGCACUUGUUGGCGCACUAAAGCUUGUAAGCGUGGUAUGGUCUGGGGCUGCAUGUCAGAUGGCUUUCUACAGAGUGCUUGGGGUGAACAUUUGUUUCUUCAUAUUCAAGAUAUCCUGCGUAGGUACCCAUCACGAGAUUUUUUGUUAGAAUUCAACGGGCGUCCAAUGUCCUACAGCACUGGUCUUGCACAAUUCAGGCGUUGUCUGCAUAUCCAUGGCGGUGUUGCGUUGGAAUCUUGCUUGACCUUCAGCUUGCAUUCCUUGAAGACAACCAUGUUAACAUAUGCCAGUCAACGUGGCGUGGACCGCAACUUGCGUGCUGCGCAAGGGCACCACCAGCUGAAGGAAGCUAAUGCCUGUGUGGAGCUGUAUGGAAGAGAUGAUGUGCAACCUACGCUAGAAUGUCAAAAACAAAUCCUUUCAGCAGUGCAGAGCGGCUGGGUCCCCGCGAUUCCUUUACAGCGUGGGUUGGUCUUGCUGGAUACCUCUGACAAUAGGGGUGUAAACAAGGUUGAGGAACCGUGUCAAGAUGAUAAAACAGAUGUCAAGCGACGGGGAGCUUGA
Messenger RNA from Cladocopium goreaui, 2541 nucleotides. Lineage: Eukaryota; Dinophyceae; Suessiales; Symbiodiniaceae. The record is from the annotation of a GenBank genome assembly.